Vitis riparia (riverbank grape) is the source of this 1174-nucleotide messenger RNA. RefSeq names its product transcription initiation factor TFIID subunit 11. Gene Ontology annotation, biological process: transcription initiation at RNA polymerase II promoter; RNA polymerase II preinitiation complex assembly. Gene Ontology annotation, cellular component: nucleus; transcription factor TFIID complex. The transcript is spliced from 6 exons. The coding region runs from base 245 to 904 and encodes 219 amino acids. NCBI's taxonomy places the organism in Eukaryota, Viridiplantae, Streptophyta, Magnoliopsida, Vitales, Vitaceae. The record is from RefSeq and is a predicted model, not a curated record. Gene Ontology annotation, molecular function: transcription coactivator activity; protein heterodimerization activity.
UUAGCAGUGUAGUACGUAGGUAAAAAGAAGUCCAAAUUUGAAAUUUCUCAAGGUUUCUCGUUGCCCAAACAGACUUUUUAUUUAUUAUUAUAUUAGCAGCUGAGAAGAAGAAGAAGAACCAAAAAAACUGUAGCAGGGACGACACAAAGAGCCAUCUUUAAGGGUUUGGAAUCUAUGCGAAGUGUUUAGGUUUGGUGAGAUUCUGGUCGGUUCUUCGGAUAGAAUUGAAUUUUGGGGAUUGUAUAUGUUGGUUGAGGAGAUUUUCCAUAUGUCUAAUUCAAUUGAUUUUCUGGAAUUAGAAGGAAAAAUGAAGCAAUCCAAGGAUCCAUUUGAAGUGGCAUUUGAGGAAUCAUCACCACCUGAUUCACCUGUUGAGGAGCUUGUUGGUGGACAAAUCGAAGAUGAAGAUGAUGCCAAUGUCAAUGUUCAUCCCACAUCAACACCCUCUGCUGCUCCAUCUAGUGGAACCACAGUACCACCCACUGCAAAGUCCAAAGAUGAAGAUGAGGAAGAAGAGGAGGAGAACAUGGAUGUGGAGCUUGGAAAGCUCCCAACAUCUGGUGAUCCUCAUAAAAUGGCCAAGAUGCAGGCUAUCUUAUCACAGUUCACUGAGGAACAGAUGAGCAGGUAUGAAUCCUUUAGAAGAUCUGGAUUUCAAAAAGCAAACAUGAAAAAGUUGCUUGUGAGCAUUACUGGAAGCCAAAAAAUUUCAGCACCAAUGACAAUUGUAGCAUCAGGAAUAGCAAAAAUGUUUGUUGGUGAGCUUGUUGAAACAGCUAGAAUGGUUAUGACUGAGAGAAAGGAAACAGGACCGAUUAGGCCUUGCCACAUUAGAGAAGCAUAUAGAAGAUUAAAGCUUGAAGGCAAGGUACCAAGGAGAUCAGUGUCGCGCCUUUUCCGAUAGAUGGACCCUGAUGCCAAUUUAUGAUUGAUUGCCCAAGUUUUCAGUGCUACCCUGUUCACUGCAUUUGAUUCAUAUCUACACCCAUAAUUUUAUGUUACUCUUAUCCCACAUAUAUUGUAGGCAUGUUAAAAACCUGGAUCCUACCUGAUAAGCUGGAUUCCUAACCUCCAUCCCUCCAAAUGUACAGCUUCUAAGCAGGAUUUGUGGGCAUUGUCCCCUGAAUUUUCCAAAAUGGUAAGGCAGCUUAAUAUUUUUGGAUCACCAGGCCAA